GCAACAUUUAUAAUUAAAUUGAUCAGAUUCCGCAUAUAUCUAACUACUCUUAGAUACAUUCAAUGCACCCUUCCUUCCACUUGACCCUCUAAAUGCUCUGCUUCCUUACACACACAUGCAAGUAUUAAUUUGUUGCUCGAACAAGGCACCAGCUCCAGUCGACGAAGUCCUACUUCUGACCUAUAGCUCCUGUUAUUCCAGUCCAUUAACCUGGAGUUCUUGUUAAUGCUGCAGAUGGGUUUCCAAGCUAAUGCUGUAAUCCCCUCGAGGUUCCGCUACGAGAAGCUUAUUAAUGGCGGUGAUCAAUAUCAUGAAAAAUUAAUGGCAAGGCCUAGACGAUGGCGUUUUUGGGUGAAGAAAAUGAAUGGAGGGGUAAAGGGUCUUCGAUUAUCCCGCUCCAGGAAACUCACUUUCAAGGCGUUGUCUGUGAUCCUAAUGCCAAGCCCACACAGCAGGAUUGCAAAAGUGUAUGCCCAUGUUAUUGAUAGAAUCAAGAUGAUGGAUGAUCUGACUCCGUAUCCCAACAUUAUCUUUUCCACUCACUGGGGACUUCCAGUUUUAUCCCAUCCCCAUCCAUCUGUUAAAACCGCUACAAGGCUGAGUUCUCUUCAUACAAGCUUAACAUGCAUUUAGGAGCUUGCAUAUUUAUGUUUCAGCAGAUAAAUUUAGUAGAAAGAAAUAAACUUGCUUUAAAUACACAAUUAUUCUUUGUCUC
Messenger RNA from Populus euphratica (Euphrates poplar), 715 nucleotides. RefSeq lists its product as uncharacterized. Lineage: Eukaryota; Viridiplantae; Streptophyta; Magnoliopsida; Malpighiales; Salicaceae. The transcript has a single exon. Bases 226 to 633 code for a protein of 135 amino acids. The record is from RefSeq and is a predicted model, not a curated record.